This is a messenger RNA of Peromyscus eremicus (cactus mouse), 3126 nucleotides long. RefSeq names its product oocyte zinc finger protein XlCOF6-like. The record is from RefSeq and is a predicted model, not a curated record. Gene Ontology annotation, biological process: negative regulation of transcription by RNA polymerase II; regulation of cytokine production; regulation of immune system process. NCBI's taxonomy places the organism in Eukaryota, Metazoa, Chordata, Mammalia, Rodentia, Cricetidae.
AUGUGGGGAGGCUGUGCAGAGCGGGUUCAGGGCAGCCCGACAGCUGGAGCUGUGUGGAAGGCAGCCCGAGACCCAGUGGGAGGGACGGUCCCCGAUGGGGCGGGGCCACCUGUCAAUCAGAGGAGUUUAGGGGGAAUAAAACCAGCAGGAUCUGGCCAGUUAUUCGGGGACCUGAAACCUCCCCGGAGCCGCAGUCUCCGCGCGGGGCGGCCUGGGAAAGUCACCAGUCAGCAGCGCAGUGGCGGGAACCGCAGCCCGGCGGCCCUGGAACCUCCCAGGUCAGAGGAGCUGCGGGGCUGGGACACGGGACGGGAGGGACCGGACCGGGGUGUGCUCGCCGAGGCUGCUCAGAAGGACACAGCUUCCAAAAUUCUGUUAUGGAUAGCUUUCUGUUGUCGGUCUCACACUACUCAGCCAGAUCUGCUCAGCUGUGAAUCAGAAAAACGAGCCGUGGACGAUGGAGAGAGAGGAGACAGUAGCUGGGGAUCCAGGGAUGUGGCUGUGGACAUCUCCAAGGAAGAAUGGGAAUGUCUAGACUGUGCUCAGAGGGCUUUGUACAUGGAUGUGAUGCUGGAGAAUUACAACAACCUACUCUUUGUAGAGAACCAUUGCAUAUGUGGUAAAUAUGAGAAGGUCUGGCAUCAAGUCACAAAGCAUUUCAUCCAUGAUCAUGAAAACAUCAAAGAGAAGUCUUGUAAAUGUAAUGAGCUUGGCAAAGUGAUUCAUGAAUCCAGCCAGUGUACACCUUGGGACACAAGUGAUACUACAGAAAAUAACAAGUACAGAGUUGGUAACCACAGAGAUGCCUGUGUUGAAGCCUUAAACCUCAACAGACACAAAAGUGGGAAUGCUAGAGAAGAACCUUGCAAGUAUACAGACUGUGUAAACUGUUUAAAUUUGUGUUCCAUCAUUAACCAAAAUCAAAGAAAUCACACAGGAAAGGAAGAACACAAAAAUAUGGAGAUUGAUGCAUCUUUUGACUCUAAUACAGAAAUCACACUGAAACAAACUGAUAGUGGGAAGAAACCACACCAAUGCAGAAAAUGUGGAAAAUGCCUCAAGACUCACUCAAGCCUCAUUAGACAUCAGAGAGCCCAUCCUAGAGACAAACCCGACAAAUGUACAGAAUGUGGUAAGGGCUUUUGUCACACAUCACACUUUAGAAGACAUUACAGGGUCCAUAUUGGAGAGAAACCUUACAGAUGUAGUGAAUGUGACAAAUGCUUUACAAGUGACUCAUAUCUUAGAAUACAUCAGAGAACCCACAGAGGAGAGACUUAUAUAUGUAGUGAAUGUGACAAAUCCUUUACCACAGAAGGUCAUCUUAGAACUCAUCAGAGAAUCCAUGCAGGAGAGAAAUCUUACAAAUGUAGUGAAUGUGAGAAAUCCUUCUUGAGUGUCUUUGGUCGUAGAAAACAUCUGAAAACUCAUACAGGUGAGAAGCCUUACACAUGUAGUUCAUGUGACAAAUCCUUUAUCCAGAAAGCCAGUUUUAAAAUGCAUCAGAGAAUUCAUUCAGGAGAGAAACCUUACAAAUGUAGUGAAUGUGACAAAUUCUUCAUACAGGGCUCAGAUCUUAGAAAACAUCUGAAAACUCAUACAGGUGAGAAGCCUUACACAUGUAGUGAAUGUGACAAAUCCUUUACCCAGAAAGCCAGUCUUAAAGUACAUCAGAGAAUUCAUUCAGGGGAGAAACCUUACAAAUGUAGUGAAUGUGAAAAAUUCUUCAUACAGGGCUCAGAUCUUAGAAAACAUCUGAAAACUCAUACAGGUGAGAAGCCUUACACAUGUAGUGAAUGUGACAAAUCCUUUAUUAGUUGUUCAGAACUUAGAAAACAUCAGAGAAUUCAUUCAGGAGAGAAACCUUACAAAUGUAGUAAAUGUGACAAAUCCUUUACUCAGAAAGGCAGUCUUAAAAUGCAUCAGAGAAUUCAUACAGGAGAGAAACCUUACAAAUGUAGUGAAUGUGACAAAUCCUUUACUGAUAAAGGGAAUCUUAGAAAGCAUCAGAGAAUUCAUACAGGAGAGAAACCCUACAAAUGUAGUGAAUGUGACAAAUCCUUUUCCCAGAAAUACAAUUUUAGAAUACAUCAGAGAUUUCAUACAGGAGAGAAACCUUACAAAUGUAGUGAAUGUGAGAAAUCCUUUACAUUUGGCUCAUCUCUUAGUAUACAUCAGAGAAUCCACAGAGGAGAGACUUACAAAUGUAGUGAAUGUGAGAAAUCCUUUACCCAGAAAGGGAAUCUUAGAACUCAUCAGAGAAUCCACACAGGAGAGAAACCUUACAAAUGUAGUGAAUGUGACAAAUCAUUUUCUCAGAAAGACCAUCUUAGAACUCAUCAGACUUCAUACAGGAGAGAAACCUUACAAAUGUAGUGAAUGUGACAAAUCUUUUUCAUGUUGCUCAGCUCUUAGAAAACAUCUGAAAACUCAUACAGCUGGGAAACAUUACAUACUGUAGUGAAUGCUAGAAAUUCUUUACAGAGAAAGAAGUUUUGAACUCAUUAGAGAAUACAUACACUUGAGAAACUUUAGAAAUGUAGCAAACAUGAGAAAUCCUUUACUCCUUGCUCAUCUCAGAAUCUGUUAUGGGAUAUUUGAUCAUACUCUGAAACCUAUAUGUUAAAAUCAACCAUGGAUUGGGGUUGUGCCCUGGAACUAGUUGACAGGAAAUAGCCACAGAGAGUAUGGAGGAGCAUGGAAGACAUAUAGACACAUAGGAAGGAGUAGGGAAUGACUUGGAGUUUUGUGGUAGUUUCGGUUUGAAAUGGUUGGAGAGACACUCUUAUUGCCAGGUCUCUGGACAAAAUGGAACACCAGCUGGAUGCUCCCCGCCCUCUCUUAACUAGCAGGUUUUCACCCCAACAUCUGAUUCCUGAGUCUUUCUUGGUAAAUACAACAAUAGAGAGUUAGGUAUAAACUACAUGUGGUGGCUGUGGCAGAGUCUGUGCCAGCAGAACCAGAAAUCCCACCAGGCCAUUGCCUGAGCAACAGGGUGUUGAAUGCAGGGUCGUAGGGCCACAGUCAGAAGCAACCACUGAGCUAACCGAGGAACAACAUGAACACAUCAGAAUAUACAUAUGAAAAAGAAACCUUACAAUUAUAGUGAAUGUGAGAAAUCCUUUA